Pieris brassicae (large cabbage white) is the source of this 752-nucleotide messenger RNA. RefSeq names its product DNL-type zinc finger protein-like. Gene Ontology annotation, cellular component: mitochondrion. Gene Ontology annotation, biological process: protein stabilization; protein import into mitochondrial matrix; protein folding. The transcript has a single exon. Lineage: Eukaryota; Metazoa; Arthropoda; Insecta; Lepidoptera; Pieridae. The record is from RefSeq and is a predicted model, not a curated record. The coding region runs from base 171 to 689 and encodes 172 amino acids. Gene Ontology annotation, molecular function: zinc ion binding; protein-folding chaperone binding.
CAUUGUAAAAUGUUUUCAUAUUUCGGCCCUCAAGGAUUUAUUACAUUUAGAAAAAUUUGACGCAAUAAUAAUAUAUUAAAAUCUUCUUGACUAUUUAAAUUAUAAUUGAAGUAUUACUUAAGGAGUAAACGAAGGUCUUAUUACUAAUAAAAAAGUUAGACAAUUUAAAUAUGUCGCAUAAGACCUUAAUAGAUUUCGUUGUAAAAUACCAGUCUCCGCGAUUGCUCAAUAGUUUUGUCUUUUUUCCAAGCCAUGGAAAUUCGUUUCUGGGAAGAAGAAUAUCAUUCCCAGUGCCGGUUUCAUCUUCUACACCACGAACUGAAUCAUCAAGACAGUUUAGUUCAAGUAAUAUUAAAUUAAGCACAGUUCCUCUGACCGUUGAGCCAAAGAAAUUUGAAGGAAAAUUUCAACUUAUGUACACAUGUAAAAAAUGCAACACAAGAAAUGCUAAAUUUAUUACAAAACUGGCAUAUUACAAAGGAGUUGUCAUAGUUAACUGUGAUGGUUGUGAAAACAGACACCUCAUUGCAGAUAAUCUGAAUUGGUUCACAGACAUGAAUGGAAAGAAAAAUAUUGAAGACAUUAUGGCAGAAAAGGGUGAAACAGUACAAAAAAUUAUGUCUGAAGACUUAGAAUUUAUUGCUAAGGAAAUUGUUCAAAAAGAAAAGAAACCUGAAUGUAUAGCAUAAUCAGUACUUUUUGAUGUGGCAAAAUACUUAUCUUAUUGUUAUUAAAAUGUAAUAUUACUCCAA